CAUUUUGUCAAAUACUAAUUUCAUCAAUUGGAAUUCCUGAAACGCCUCUUGCUAUUAGCUUCGUAGUUUUAGUUUGAGUUUUUAGUAGCUAAUUUUCUAAACCAACGUUCUACUUAUUUAUGUUUAAUAAGAAUAAAACUACCCUAGCGAUUGAUAGUAAGAGUGCGAUGAAUAGCGAAAAAAAAUGUCGUCCUAUGAGAAGCUAAAACUUCUCGUUUGGAAAAACUUUCUAUUACAAAGAAGACACAAAUGGCAAACUAUAUUCGAAAUAGCUUCUCCUGUGAUAUUUUCGUUAUUUUUAAUUCUAAUAAGAUGUCUUGUGGACCCAAACUCAAAACCAGAUGUAACAUACAAACCAUUUCUGCCAACAUAUUUCAAUAUAAGUGGAAAAACGCUCGGAAACCUAACAACUGCAAAGAGAGAGGGAACAUUGGCAUUUUCACCAGAAAACGCACUGACAAGAAAAGUAACUGAAGAUGCGAUGGCUAUGGUUGCUCUUGAUAAUCUCAAUGGUUUAUUAGCUCUACUAUUUGACACAAAAAUGUUACCUCAGCCAAAAGGAUUUAAUAAUUCAUAUGAACUGGAGCAAGCUCUCACACAACCAAAUGUUAUGAAUCAAAUUUUAGUUGGUAUUCAAUUUGAUGAUAAUAUGGCAAAUGCAACAAGCUGGCCAGAUGAUAUUUCAGUAACAUUAAGGUUCCCUGCGGUAAUGAGGACUCCAAUGGUAGAACAUCCCCUCAGAGCUAGUUGGAGGACUAACUUAUUGUUCCCUCUGUUCCCACGACCUGGGCCUAGAGACCCAGAUGAUUUAUAUGGAGGAAAAACUCCAGGAUAUUCACCGGAGAUGUUCUUGGCUGUACAACAUGCAGUGUCACAGGAAAUUAUAAAACAAAAAUCAGGGAAAGCGAUUGACACAAAAGUAUAUCUCCAACGUCUACCUCAGAUUGCAUAUAGAGAUGAUGACUUACUGAUAGCUUUAGAAAGAUUUAUAUCUAUGAUAAUAAUGCUGUGUUUUGCAUACACUUUUGUCAACACUGUCCGAGUUGUGACUGCGGAGAAGGAGCUGCAACUGAAGGAAACAAUGACGAUAAUGGGACUACCGUCGUGGUUGCACUGGGUCGCUUGGUUUAUUAAACAAUUCUCAUUCCUUUUUAUAUCUGUUAUUCUUAUGGUUAUACUAUUUAAGACUCCAUUCAACUCAACGGCGACUGGUGAUAAAUAUUCCGUUUUAACAUUUACGCCUUGGACCGUAUUGUUAUUUUUUAUGGUGUUAUUUGUGAUGGCAUCGUUAGCUUUUUGCUUCAUGGUCAGCGUUUUCUUCUCGAGAGCGAACACGGCCGCUUCGUUCAUGGGCCUUGCUUGGUUUUCAACGUAUUCAGUAUUUAUGCUGACUCAGGUUUUAUACGAGGACAUCAAUCUGUCCACUAAGCUUAUGCUAAGCCUAAUAUCGAAUACGGCGAUGGGAUAUGCGUUCCAAAUGAUCAUUAUAUGCGAGGGCACUUCUAGAGGUUUACAAUGGAAUGAGUUUUUUACUUCGAUAUCUUACCAUGAUCAGUUUCAACCGGGCCAUGUGGUCCUUAUGUUGAUUUUAGAUACAAUAUUGUACAUGUUAAUUGCGAUGUAUGUAGAGAAAAUACGCCCCGGUUUAUACGGAGUGCCAUUACCUUGGUAUUUCCCCUUUACUAAAAGUUAUUGGUGUCCAAAUAGAAAGAAAAGUGCAAAAAUAACAAUGAGCGACGGUGUGGAUAAGGAUUACAAUGAUGCGCUACUCCAAGUCGUCCAUGAUGAAGAGCCUAAAGGUGUACCAAUGGGCAUCUGUAUAGAGAAUCUCACUAAAGUAUACAAAGGCCGCAAAAAGGCGGUUGAUAAUUUGAAUCUCAGAAUGUACGAGAAUGAAAUAACAGUAUUAUUGGGGCAUAACGGCGCCGGAAAAACUACCACUAUAUCCAUGCUUACAGGUAUGGUACCACCUACAUCAGGGUCAGCGUCCAUAAACGGGUACAAUAUAGUAAGAGAGACGGAGCUGGCGCGCAAGUCGCUGGGCAUCUGUCCGCAGCACAACGUGCUGUUCCCCGACCUCACCGUCGCUGAACACAUCAUGUUCUACUCGCGACUGAAAGGAGUACCUCAUAAUAAGUUACAAGAUGAAGUCAAUCAUUUCGUUAAAUUACUGGAAUUGGAAGAAAAGCGCGACGCGGUGUCUGCGCAGCUGUCGGGCGGGCAGCAGCGGCGGCUGUCGGUGGGCGCGGCGAUGUGCGGCGCGUCGCGCGUCGUGCUGCUGGACGAGCCCACCUCCGGCCUCGACCCCGCCGCGCGCCGCUCGCUCUGGGACCUGCUGCAGAAGGAGAAGAAAGGUCGUACAAUGAUACUGACGACGCACUUCAUGGACGAGGCGGACGUGCUGGGCGACCGCAUCGCCAUCAUGUCGGGCGGCAAGCUGCAGUGCGUCGGCACGCCCUACUUCCUCAAGAAACACUACGGCAUCGGGUACAAGCUCACUAUCGUCAAGAAGGACGACUGCGAUGUUCUAAAUGUUACAGCCUUCUUCAAAAGACAUGUGCCUGAUAUCAGAGAAAACACUAAUAUAGGGUCUGAAUUAACCUACAUAUUGCCGAAUGACCAUGUCAGUAAAUUUCCCGACAUGUUGAAAGAAUUUGAACAGAAAAGAGAGGAAAUGAAAGUGUCCAGUUAUGGCCUCUCCGUCACAAGUCUUGAAGAAGUUUUUAUGAAGGCUGGUGUAGAAGAUAAUACAGAAGUUUCCUUGGCGAAAAAAAAUAAUCACGUAAAUAGAAACGACGCUGCAAUAGUACCACUUGAAAAUAAUCAAAAUAAUAUAGUGACAAACGAGCCAAUAGAAAAAGUGAGAGGAUUUAAAUUACUUAAGAAUCAUAUAAAGGCGAUGUUUUUGAAGCUGAUAUACAAUACGAUGAGGAACAAAUUGGCAGCUCUAAUACAAUUUAUUACACCCAUUAUAAAUAUCACGUUAUCAGUGAUUAUAGCGAGAUCGUGGAAGUUUAUAUCACAGUUGCCAGCGCUAGAGUUAAGUUUAAAAAGUGGCUUCAGAGCGACAGAAACAUUACUAUCACAAGAUGUGAACGUGACGGCCAACAGUUUAGAAAACAAAGCGAUGCUGGCUUAUAAAGAUUAUUUCAAAACGUCGGAUUAUCCUGGUAUGACCGUCAAUGAUAUAGGAACUAUGAAUCUCGGGAAAUUUUAUAUGAAACUGAGUGAAUCGGAUUUAUCUCGUGUACGGUACGAAAACUUGAUCGGGGCGACGUUCGCGCCGCAUCGUAUCACGGGCUGGUUCAGCAACUACGGAUACCAUGAUUCAGCUAUCUCGCUCGCACUCGUCAACAACGCCAUACUCGCUGCUCUCUCGCCCGGCGCCACGCUGCGUGUUAUAAACCAUCCGUUGCCUUAUUCUAUCGAAAAUUUGGUGAGGGUGAUGGCAACCGGCAGCAGUAUGGGGUUCCAGUUUGCAUUCAACAUCGGAUUUUGUAUGGCUUUCGUGACGUCCUUUCUUGUUCUGUUUGUCGUUAAGGAACGCAUAAGCGGUGCGAAGUUACUCCAGCGCGUGUCAGGUGUGCGUCCGGCGGUGAUGUGGGGCGCGGCCUUCGUGUGGGACUGGGCCUGGCUCUUCCUCGUCUAUCUGUGCAUCGUACUCACCUUAGCCUGCUUCCAGGAGAAUACGCUAUCAACUCCUGAAGAACUAGGUCGUGUUCUUUUAGUUUUAAUGGUGUUUUCCGUAGCGACUAUACCGUUGCACUAUUUGGCGUCUUUUUACUUCGAGGCCGCUGCGACUGGGUUCUCCAAAAUGUGUUUCAUGAAUAUAUUCUGCGGUUGCAUGCCGUUUCUUAUAACUGAAGUGCUGAGGUUGCCAGAAGUAGGCAGCCCCUAUUAUGCUCAUAUCUUCGAUUGGAUAUUCUCUCCGUUGCCAAUUUACUGCAUUAGUCGGAGUUUCAGGGACAUGAGCGUGUCGUCGUUCUCGAUGCUGGCGUGCGGCGGGCUGUGCGAGCAGUUCGUCAACAUCGACAACUGCACGCGACACACCAUCUGCCAACAUCUCAACAUCUCGGUUUGUUGUAUUGAAGACGACCCGUUCCUCAAAUGGAGUGAGCCUGGCAUCGGCCGUUACUUGUUCAUGAUGGCGCUCGUCGGUACUAUAGCCUUCAUUAUAUUACUUCUAAAAGAAUAUGAAGUUAUAAACAAGGUAUUUUACAAGGAGAGUCCGCACCGACCUCCGCCUGUGGACCUCAAGGAGGACUCGGACGUGUCCGCGGAGCGCGCGCUCGUGCAGCAACUCACCAGACCCGAGAUCGCACAGCAUAGCCUCGUCUGCAGGGACCUUACCAAGUUCUAUAAAGACUUCCUCGCCGUCAAUAGAUUGUGCUUCGCGGUGCGUCGCGGCGAGUGCUUCGGGCUGCUGGGGGUGAACGGCGCGGGCAAGACGAGCACGUUCCGCAUGCUGACGGGCGACGCGCGCCUCUCCGCCGGCGACGCCUACGUGCACGGACUCUCGCUCAAGACGCACCUGCAGGACGUCUACACACAUAUCGGUUACUGUCCUCAAUUCGACGCGCUGCUGGAGAAGCUGUCGGCGCGGGAGACGCUGCGCAUCUUCUGCCUGCUGCGCGGCAUCCCCGCGCGCGUGGGCGCGGCGCGCGCGCGCCAUCUCGCGCACACGCUCGGCUUCGCGCCGCAUUACGAUAAAAUGGUACAUGAAUGCAGUGGUGGUACUAAAAGGAAGAUCAGCACCGCCCUAGCUCUACUGGGCGACUCCCCGCUCGUGUUCCUAGAUGAACCCACUACAGGUAAAAUAUUGUAUUUCGGUACAUUUCACCAAAAUUAUUUGGAUUAACAGUUUUUGGUGCGGUACACCUUUGCCAUCCUAUGUACUAGAUAUUGUAUUGUUGUACAUACGGCUUUAUUGUAUUGUUUACAUUCUCAUAAACUUUCAAUUGCAACAAAAUUCAAUUGCUCAAAUGACGACGAAG
Molecule: messenger RNA, 4994 nt
Organism: Papilio polytes (common Mormon)
Lineage: Eukaryota; Metazoa; Arthropoda; Insecta; Lepidoptera; Papilionidae
Product: ATP-binding cassette sub-family A member 3-like
Exons: 28
Coding region: 185-4858 (1557 amino acids)
Biological process (GO): lipid transport; transmembrane transport
Cellular component (GO): membrane; intracellular membrane-bounded organelle
Molecular function (GO): lipid carrier activity; ATP hydrolysis activity; ATP binding
Source: RefSeq, a predicted model, not a curated record